Molecule: messenger RNA, 6844 nt
Organism: Aedes albopictus (Asian tiger mosquito)
Lineage: Eukaryota; Metazoa; Arthropoda; Insecta; Diptera; Culicidae
Product: alpha-latrotoxin-Lh1a-like
Exons: 2
Coding region: 1601-6415 (1604 amino acids)
Cellular component (GO): nucleus; cytoplasm
Molecular function (GO): protein binding
Source: RefSeq, a predicted model, not a curated record
UUUGAUAGAUUUAAGCAUUCCAUGUUAGUAAGUAAACUUGCAUGCAACUUUUGGAGGGUGACUUGUAUGGGAAAUAUCGUACCUAACAUAAAUCGCGUUAAACUAUCAAAUUCCAUUUGUUAAAAUGAAAUAUUUUACAUGAGUCGUUAGUUUAGAUGUUGAUUGACCAAUUUACCUUUCGAUUGCUUAGAAAAAAUAUUUCCAUGCUUAAUGGCUGGCAGUCAAAAAAGCCCCAAAUCGCAUAUUUGGCCCUGUAAAUUGAGGUAUAGCUCAAUAUUCUGACGUGCUGGAACAAAUCUAAGCCCAGAUUCGGAUUCAGCGGCUCAAAAUCUGUUAGAGACACAUAAGUUUGCUCUUGAGACAAAAAUGUUGUACUGUGUAUUUGAAGUGUACUAUUCAAAAUUGGGGAGACUCGAUUUUUUAUCUUUAAAUUGAUUGUUUUCCGUACCUGUGUUUAUUGUUAUCGUGGUACGCUUGAAAUCAAAAAUCAAGUGAUAUAGAGUAUAAAAAUUUCAAAUUAGUUUUCGACAGUUUUGGACGUUUCAUUGUAUGAAGCUUAACCAAUGUGCAAUGAUAACCAACGCACAUUAAAUUGGCCACGUCUGGUUCAGCCAGUAAGUAAUCGUUCAAAAGCUGCAGCAAUUCGAUUGAAAAGUGUGGUUAGUUUGAUGUGGAAUUAUUUUAAGGUGAUUAGUGGAAAGAGGUGCAACAAAUUGAUUACGUGACAAUUAACGAACAAAGUAAUAAUACCUGAUUUAUUUAUUUGAAGAAAAAUAGAGAUUUGUAGUAAAUAUAAACCGGAUGAACAGUUAUAACAGCUAUAACAUUGAUCUGAUGGGCGCAAGAAAACAACAUUCAAAAACUGCUACCGGACGCUCAAAGUUUUUUUUCGCAGCUGUUUCGAUAACCCAAGUAAUCAAAGGCUUCCUAGUAACCUUGGAGCUGAACAUAUGUGUAUAUAGAACCAGUGAAGAGAAUUGUCAGACAAAAGAGGCACAAAACAAGCAACAAAGAAGGUGCGACGAUUACUCAUUAUCCCUACUGGUAACAGAUAAUGACAUGAUCUCGAAAUUUUUUGUUGCAGACAAAACGGAAGCUGAAUUUGUUGCGUACUUUUCAACUCGUGAAUAAUCAAUUAUUGCUAACCCAAAGUCGAAACUGUUUGAUGAUAGAGCUUCACCAGAGCUGCAGUGUUUACCGACUCGAAGUUACCGUUCGAAAAUCGCAAUGCAAGGCUUGAAAAUCUCUAAACUCGUGGUGUACGAUGUUAAUCCUAUUAUUUUCAAGUUGGGACAAACUUAUGUCGCAUGGGUUUGUUUGUCGCAACAAAUACAGGUUGCGACAUUGUCAUUAUUGUUGCGCGAUGGUUGAAUUUUGAUUCACUGUAUAGAACAUUAAAUUCAAUUUCAAGUAUAUUAGGGUGACGAAGGGUAUUAUCGGCAGGUUUGUCAUAGAGGGUUUUUGCCGGCCAAAUUGCUUGAUAGUUGGCCAUAUAAUUCAGCUUGGUUGGGAAAGAUGUGACGCCAACUUUGAGAUCAAAAGGUUUCAAAAAACAGCCCAUGACGAAGAGAAUAAAACUGCCGAGAAUACCCACAUCAAAAUGGAUUCAACAAAUAAUUCUCCCCUUCCUAUGCUAUUUACAUGGAGUGGAAGUCGCAACAGUCAUGGCAUCGAUUAUGAGAAAGAUCUUGCUCUCACGCUGUUCGUUGCUGCAUCCUUAGAGGAGCGUUCUUUCCGCCUCGCAACGGAGAUGAAUGUGGCCGGAAAGUUUGAUGACGCUGUGCUGAUAUUGGACGAUCGGAAGGAAGUAUGGUUCUUUCAAGCCAAGCAUAGUCAGACAUUGAAUGCCAAAAUUGAAUUUGAAGAGUUUUUUCCUUCAAGUCUCGAUGAGAACACUCAAUUUUCCCUACCAAUGUACAUUCAAUCGUUCCUGAAUGUUUCAGAACGAAGUGAGUUUAAAAAUUACAAAAAACGGUUUAUAAUCUACAGCAAUAAAUUAAUUGAUGCAAAUACUAGGGAUAAGCUAGAAGAGCUCGUGGACAUUCAAAACUGUGCUCUAAAUGAUUCAUUGGAGAAGAAAGUGUUUAUCAGAAGUAGUGAGAAAUUUGUACCAAAAUCAGAGCAAAUACCGGACCUACUAAACAAAAUAAACGAAUUACCUGUUGCCAUUAAGGAUGCUAUUAUUGACCUCCAGAAGACAGGAACGGUAAAAGGUAUCUUGCGUAAAUACACCACUCCUCUACGAUCCAUAUUGGAAAUAGACGGCUCGGUUCGGUUUUCAGAAACAUUUACCGAAAAUGAAGAUGAAAUCAAUCAACAAUGGCUAUGGAACGAACUUCAAACAUAUUUUUCAACUAAACGCCUAUCAGAAGUGGAAUUUCAUAAAAAGAUUGACAAACGCAUGUUGCAAAAUAAAUCCGGAGAAACAAGUUUUCCUCGGUUUAUCAAAGAAUCCGAUUUAAGAAGUUUUUUUGAUUGCCUUGUCAUAUGUACCGAUCAACCUGACAAACUUUUCCUGUUGAGAGACAGUAUUAUAGAAUCGUCUGUAGCGAAGUGGAUUCAUGAGAAAGACCGUGGCUUGUUUAGUGAUAGAACCAAAUUUCAUGCAAUAUUUGAAAAAGAAUUUGAUAUUUGGCACAUGGUUACAAACAUGGAUGGAAAUCAGAAACCUUUUUUGAGCAGUAACGAAGGAAACAAGUGUGUUCAUAUGGCUAAAGCAGAAGUGCGCAGAUCAUCACAAAAUAUUACAGAAGCAGAUUUUAGUAAUUAUGUAGAACGUAAGCUAAUUUUACAAAAUGGACAGGAAAUCACAGAAGAUGGAUUUAUUUCAAUUCUAGAGCAAUCGUCUUGUCGGAAUGAUUAUUAUAUACUAGUAGGUGAACCAGGCAUGGGAAAAACAACUUUCAUGAAAAGACUCACACAUUCGCUACAAACUGACUUUAACAAACACGUGUAUCUUAUUUGCUUAAGUAGAUUAUUCAAAAAUUACGAGGCAGUAAACGAUAUAUUCACACUUAUUAAAUCCGCUAUUUCAAAAUCAAUCCAACAGAUGAUUCAAAGGAGUUUGGAAAGUUGUCCACAACAGUGUUUCAUUCUACUUGAUGGUUUCGAUGAGAUUGAUAAUUCGUACCAAGGUUCAGCUAUCAAGCUUGUCAAGGAAACGUUCUGCAAAAAUAAUAUUCGAGUUUUCAUUAGUAGCAGAAAUCAUUUGAAAGAAACACUCGAAAAAGACUUGCAAGCUAAGGCAUUAAAUCUCGUUCCGUUAGAUGAGGAUGAGCAACUGCUGUUGUUGAGAAACUACUGGGACAUUAGCUCUGGAAUCAAUGAGAAAGAUUUUGAUCGAUUUCAAAGAUUUGCAAAUCACUUGCUCGAGACAUUACAUGAUAACAUUCGGUCUGCUUAUUUCCGCUUUACUGGCCUCCCACUGAUGAUUCGAAUGCUAGCAGAAGUCUACAAGAAAAAAUUUGAAGAAUACUGGAAAUCAUCAAAUGGAAAUAUUUCCGAAAUAUUAGAUUCAAAAACCAGAUUCAGUGUGUUGCAUUUGUAUGAAAAUUUCGUCAACAUAUCGUUCAAUAUAUUCGUGAAGAAAAUAAAUAACGAAGAAGGUUACGCAACAGUUGACUCAAACAUUAUAAAAUUUUUCAAAAACAAUUUGGACAAAUUUUAUCGUGCGCACCAGCUAAUUGCUAUUAAUCAGUUGAACACUCCUGAAUUGGGAAAUUCGUUAAGCAAUGACGAUUCUGCAACAACUCUGGAAAACAUGCAACAAAUCCUGGACAAUGGAGAAAAGUCGUUAUUAAUCAAUGUUUCAAAUGAGAAUCAGUUGGAAUUCAUUCACUUAUCGUUUGCUGAAUAUUUUCUUACGAAAUUUUUGUAUGAACGUUCGUCAGAAUGUGAAUCGGUCUUGUUCGAAAUUUUGGAUAAGCACGUUGUAGUUCGAUCCUUUUUCUUUUCGAUGGUCGAGGAAAAUUGGGAGAAGAGUUCGUUGCAAAUGAACACAAUCAACAGAAUUUGUCACAAUGAUAAUCCUGAAAUAAUGUACUUAGCUUGUUCUGAUGGUUACGAAUCAAUUUUGAAAGAGCUCCUGAACCACCAUGAAUCUAAAGUAAUAUUCUGGUCAUUCAAAUGUAGUACACUCCUGCAUGCUGCUGUUAAAUCAAGAAGAGAAAAUAUUCUAAAGUUAGUUCUUUGUGAAUAUCAAGCAACCAAUAGUACAACUAAUACCUAUGAAACUAAAAUAAACAUAAAUACUCCAGAUUCAUGGGGAGCUUUACCUAUCCAUUACGCUGUAUCUGAUGAGAAUAAAUCAUUUGUAAGAAUGCUUGCACAACAUGGUGCCGACCAGAAUAUCAAUGCACAAGACUUUGGGGGAGAAACUCCUCUACAUUAUGCUGCCCAAAAGGGUGAUUGGGAAAUGAUCAAGAUGUUAACAACUGAGUAUGCAGCAAACCCAAAUAUUCGUGAUUAUAAAGGACAAACUAUUCUGCACAUUGCGGCUUCAAAACGUGACUUAAAUGCUGUAAUGAUGAUGAUUGAAAAACUGUCAUGUGAUGUCAACGAGAAAGAUCAACGUGGUAACACUUCGCUUCAUUGUGCUGCAUAUCAUAAUGCGUGGGGAAUUGUUAGGAUGUUAAUUGAAAAAUAUAAUGCUGACUACACAAUUGCCAAUAAAGAUGGGUUAACUCUCUUGCAUCUGGUAGCCAUAAAAGGUAAUAUUGAUAUUGCAAAGAUGCUUAUAGAUAACUAUACGAUUGAUAUCAAUGCACAAGACAACGAUGGAAAUACUCCUCUUCAUCUUGCUGCCCGAAAUAAUAAGUGGGAGAUGGUCAAAAUGUUGAUUGUCACAUAUUCCGUGGACUACAAAAUCGCCAAUAAUCACGAAGCAACUCUCAUCCAUUAUGCGGCCGCAGGAGGUAAUAUGGAUAUUGUAAAUAUGCUUAUAGAUGACUAUGCGACUGAUGUAAAUACGCAAGACAGCAAUGGAAACACUCCCCUUCAUCUAGCUGCCCUUUACGGUAAACGGGAAAUGGUCAACAUGUUAAUUGACAAAUAUAACGCUGACUACAAAAUCGCUAACAAAGAUGGACAAACUCUUUUCCAUUCGGCGGCCAAAGAAGGAAAUAUGGAAAUUGUAAAUAUGCUUCUGAAUGACUAUGCGACUGAUUUCAACAUGCAAGACAGGAAUGGAAAUACUCCUCUUCAUAUUGCUGCCAUGCACUAUAGGUGGGAAAUAAUCAAGAUGUUGAUUGACAAAUAUUUCAAAUAUUCGGCAGAUUCCAACAUUGCCAAUAACCAAGGAGAAACUGUCAUCCAUUAUGCCGCCGAAGGAGGUAAUGUGGAAAUUGUCGCUAUUCUUUUAGAUGAAUAUGCGGCGGAUGUAAACGCGCAAGACAACGAUGGAAAUACUCCUCUUCAUUUUGCUUUGUUUUACGGUAAACAUGAAAUGGUCAAAAUGUUGAUUGACAAAUAUAACGCUGACUACAAAAUUGCCAAUAGAGACGGGCAAACUCUUAUUCAUAUAGCAGCUAAAAGAGGUAGAAGAGAAAUUCUAAGGAUGCUUAUGGAUAAUUAUGUGACGGAUUUCAAUGGGCAAGAUAGCAAUGGAAAUACUCCUCUUUAUCUUGCAGCUAUAAACUAUUGGUGGGAAAUAGUCAAGAUGCUGAUUAGCAAAGAUAUCAAACAUUCAUCUGAUUACAAAAUUGUCAACAAUCAUGGACGAACUCUUAUCCAUUUAGCAGCUAAUGGAGGUAACACAGAAACUCUUGAGAUGCUUAUGGAUGACCAUGCGUCUAAUGUCAAUGCGCAAGACAGCAAUGGAAAUACUCCUCUUCAUCUUGCUGUCCCUAACGGUAAACGGGAAAUGGUCAAGAUGUUAUUCGACAAAUAUAAAGCUGACUACAAAAUUGCCAAUAAAAACGGACAAACUCUCAUCCAUUAUGCGGCCGCUGGAGAUAAUAAGGAAAUUGUAAAGAUGCUUAUAGAUGAGUAUGCAACUGAUGUGAACGAGCAAGAUAAUGAUGGAAAUACUCCUCUCCAUUUUGCUGUUUUAUAUGAUAAACGAGAAAUGGUUAUGAUGUUAAUGGACAAAUAUUACGCUGACUGCAAAAUUGCUAACAAAGAUGGACAAAUUCUUACCCAUUUAGCUGCCAAAAGAGGUAAUAUGGAAACUAUGAAAAUGCUUAUAGAUAACUAUGCGAUUGAUGUCAAUGCACAAGACAACGACGGAAAUACUCCUCUUCAUCUUGCUGCCCAAAAUUAUAUGUGGGGGUUGGUGAAAAUGUUGAUUGUUACAUAUUCUGUAGACUACAAAAUUGUCAAUAAACACGGAAUAACUCCCAUCGAUUUGGCAGCCCAAAGAAAUAACAUGGAAAUUGUAAAGAUGCUAUUAGAUAUCCAAGCAACUGAUCCCAAGUAACAUUUACCGAGCUCAUUGGAUAGAAUUUAGUUUUAUGAGCGAUUUAUAAUGGUAAUCGACCAGCGACGGAUUCAUAUCGUCGCACUCAAAUAGGUGCAAAAUUGACAAUAUCUAAAAUAUUUCCUACCAUGGACGGUUCUUCAAUGGCCUGUAGAUGUAGAAGAAAAAUUGUAUUUGGCGAAUGGCGAUAGAAUAGAACUUACUUCGCUUUCUGAAUUCGAAAUUAUUCAUACAAAAUUUGUUUUAAAUACUCCGACAGGAGUAGAGCAAACAUGCACGGGGAUUACCCCAAUGUAUCCAAAUGGACUGUAAAAAUCUAAAUUCAAACGGGCAUGCAUGUCGUGCAUCCAACAACGCCAAUGAAAUGCAUGUCGACAUAUUGUUGGCCGAUCAUAAACCACAUGGACUAGCACCACGUUAGUGCUGAGU